This is a messenger RNA of Toxoplasma gondii ME49, 367 nucleotides long. RefSeq lists its product as hypothetical. NCBI's taxonomy places the organism in Eukaryota, Apicomplexa, Conoidasida, Eucoccidiorida, Sarcocystidae. Bases 107 to 367 code for a protein of 86 amino acids. The transcript has 2 exons. The record is from RefSeq and is a predicted model, not a curated record.
UAGUUGCUUGCUCCUCACUUUCACUGCCGACCGAAAAUCAAGCGCAGCCUCACUUAGAACAUGUUGAUGCUCUGAAGCUCUCGAUGGGUGCGCCUUCUCUCCGGCCAUGUUCUCCGCCCUCGCUACCUGCCGUUGUCUCACACCUUCCACAGGGUUAUGCGACCCUCAUGGUCUUGUCGGGUGUAAGUCGCGUUGCGGAGCGAAUACAGCGGGAAAAGGCAGCGAAAAGAUGAUAGGACAGGUCCCGUGUUCAGCGUCCGUUGGAGCUCUUGUGGAUCUUCGGGGGCCGCAGCCAGCCGUUGUGGCAGUUGAUUUCGUCGAGAUAAAAGGCACCUCCAGCGCGUGGCGAAGAACAGCAAACGUUUGA